Molecule: messenger RNA, 2057 nt
Organism: Columba livia (rock pigeon)
Lineage: Eukaryota; Metazoa; Chordata; Aves; Columbiformes; Columbidae
Gene: SRPX
Product: sushi repeat containing protein X-linked
Exons: 10
Coding region: 332-1696 (454 amino acids)
Biological process (GO): phagolysosome assembly
Source: RefSeq, a predicted model, not a curated record
UCCGACCGGGCCAGGGCACUACGGGGCGAUUCCCGGAGGCCACGUCGGAGGCGAGCUGUGCCGCCGCCCUUGGGGGGCAACCGCGGGGCACACCGCCGCCGGAGCCCCGGGGGAUGGGUGGGGAGGGCAGUGUCCCUCCCAAACGCCCGAGCCCCUUCCCGCCCGGCCAAAGAGAAGUGGGGCGGCCUGCCCCGGCGGUGGCGGGAUCAGGAGGAGGAGUCUCCUGCGGCGCCCGGGAGCCCGCUCGGAGAAUGUCUCCGUCCCACUCCUCCUCCUCCGCCUGCCCCUUUGCCGCGCAGCCCGCAGCCGGGAAGGGCCGCCGCCGCGCAGCAUGGGGAGCUGCUGGCUGCGCCUCGCCGCCCUGCUCGCCCUGGGCUCCUGCCCCAGCCUGGCGUACGAGGGAUCGGGAUAUUCAGCCCUUGAAGAUGACGAAGAUGUGUAUGCGCGCAAUAGAUAUAAAGAAACGCCGUGGUGCUCCCCCAUUAAGGUGAAACAUGGCUAUGCGAACUGCAGGACACCUCAAGGGCAAUACUACAAGAAUGUAUUGGGGACAAGAUGUGAUAUUCGCUGUCAAAAAGGCUACGAACUGCAUGGCCCUCAGCAGCUAAUUUGUCAGUCAAGCAAACGCUGGUCUGGGAAAGUGCUGUGCAAACAAAAACGCUGUCCCACCCUGUCCAUGCCGACCAAUGGGGGCUUCAAGUGUUUAGACGGUGCCUACUUUGGCUCCAGGUGUGAGUACUACUGUUCACCAGGGUACCAGCUGAAAGGCGACCGUAUAGUGACGUGCAUGGACAACAAAGUUUGGAGUGGCCGGCCAGCGUCCUGCGUUGACACUGAACCUCCAAGAAUCCAGUGCCCAAGCGUGAAGGAGAAAACCGCGGAGCCCAACAAGCUGACGGCCAGAGUGUUCUGGGACACCCCAGAGGGACGGGACACUGCUGACGGGAUUCUCACAGAUGUUAUUUUGAAAGGCUUGCCACCAGGGUCACAUUUUCCAGAAGGCGACCACAAAAUCCAAUAUACUGUGUAUGACAGAGCUGAAAACAAAGGCACUUGCAAAUUUCUUGUUAAAGUCAGAGUCAGGCGCUGUGUGAAAUUAAACGCCCCAGAUAAUGGCUACAUCAAGUGUUCAGGCGAUGGAAAUAACUAUGGCGCUACGUGCGAGUUCUCCUGCAUUGGUGGCUAUGAGUUGCAAGGAAGCCCAGCCAGAGUGUGCCAGUACAAUUUGGGGUGGUCAGGAGUGGAGCCAACCUGUGCGCCCAUGAAUAUUAAUGUGAAUGUGAGGACUGCAGCUGCACUUCUGGAUCAGUUUUAUGAGAAGCGGAGACUGCUAAUUAUUUCAACUCCUACUGCAGCCAACUUCUUCUACAGGAUGCAGUUGGGAAUGCUGCAGCCAGCACAGUGUGGUUUAGACCUCCGACAUGUUACUGUAGUUGAAUUGGUUGGUGUCUUCCCUGCACAGAUAGGAAGAAUUGGUGUAAAGCUGCUGCCCCCAUCACUUGCUCUGCAACUCAGGCUGCUGCUGAGGAUCCCCCACUACAAUUUCAACAUCGUGGUGAUGGACAAGCAUGGAAUGGACAAGGAACGCUAUCCUUUCCCAGCAACGCCAGCCGAGCUCUUUGCACUUAUUGACAAUUUCCCCUUGAGAAAAGAAGAAAUGAAACUGCAAGCAGAAAUUGGUCAGUCCUGUCCCUAAUUUAGGAUUGCAAGGCUUGCAGUUGUCAGUGAAUUUUUUUAACCCCACGUAAUUCUCCCCCUGGUGCUACACAAAGCAUGCCUUUUUAAUCACUGAUGUACAGAUUUUUUGUGUGUAUUAUUAAGUCUGUCUGGCUGUGUAGCUACUCUGAAUAGAAGUAUGCAUGAUGCUUUUUUAUACUUUCAGCCAUCUUUAGAGAAAUGUGUACGUAGGAUUACUACCCAGUGGCAUUUCUUGUACAGAGAGUGAAGAACUGAGGCACGUUUCUGGGAGUUUAUUUUGGAUUUUUCAUUCAGUGUAAAAUUGAGGUUUCUUUCCUACUGUUUUUAAGUCUUUUUAAUAAAAUAUUGUUUUGCAAAGA